Molecule: messenger RNA, 1254 nt
Organism: Lampris incognitus (smalleye Pacific opah)
Lineage: Eukaryota; Metazoa; Chordata; Actinopteri; Lampriformes; Lampridae
Gene: rims3
Product: regulating synaptic membrane exocytosis 3
Exons: 7
Coding region: 132-1106 (324 amino acids)
Biological process (GO): positive regulation of synaptic transmission; regulation of membrane potential; calcium ion-regulated exocytosis of neurotransmitter
Cellular component (GO): cytoskeleton of presynaptic active zone; presynaptic membrane
Molecular function (GO): small GTPase binding; transmembrane transporter binding
Source: RefSeq, a predicted model, not a curated record
CACAGACGCGACACAAGCCAACAAUCAUUUGACAACUUCCGACCCGUUCUUUGCCUGCGCCGCUCCUCGCUGUCAAGUGUCCGCCUUCCCCACCCCCGACCCCUCCCCCAGCCCUCCAGCCUAGCGGCACCAUGAUGCUCAGCAGCUCAGUGGAGGUGCCCAGCCCGGGCGGGAUGAGUGGCCUCGGUGGACUGAGUGUGGUGGCUCGCAACGUGGUACGAUCCUCCAGCAUCUCUGGGGCCAUGUACAACCUGGAGAAGAGUCCCGGGAGCGGGGGCCCGGACUCCGCCUCGCUGGCCGGCAACAAGAAGAGGCGCUCCAGCCUCGGGGCCAAGAUGGUGGCCAUCGUUGGGUUGUCGCAAUGGAGCAAGAGCACGCAGCAGCUCAACCAGCAAGACGGCGCCACAAAGAAGCUUCGCAGCACGAUCCGACGGAGCACAGAGACAGGCAUCGCAGUGGAGAUGAGGAACCGUGUCACGCGACAGGGCAGCAAGGAGUCCACUGACGGCAGCACCAAUUCCAACAGCUCUGAUGGAACGUUUGUCUUCCCUACCACGCGCUUGGGGCCUGAGAGCCAGUUCAGCGACUUUUUGGAUGGUCUAGGCCCUGCCCAAAUUGUGGGCCGGCAAACUCUGGCAACACCUCCCAUGGGUGAUGUCCAUGUUGGUGUGCUGGACCGAGGAGGGCAGCUGGAGGUGGAAGUGAACCAGGCCAGGGGGUUGACCCCUAAGCCAGGCUCCAAGAACAUACCAGCGACCUAUGUAAAAGUGUAUGUCCUAGAAAAUGGAGUAUGUUUGGCUAAGAAGAAGACCAAAGUAGUGAAGAAGUCUCUGGACCCCACCUACCAGCAGGCUCUGUUGUUUGAUGAAAGUCCUCAGGGCAAAGUCCUACAGGUAAUAGUGUGGGGGGAUUAUGGGCGCAUGGACCACAAGUGCUUCAUGGGAAUGGCCCAAAUCCUGCUGGAAGACUUGGACCUGUCUGCCACAGUCAGUGGCUGGUACAAGCUGUUCCCUACCUCCUCUCUGGCAGACCCCAGCAUCGGACCCCUCACCAGGCGCCUCUCACAGUCAUCCCUUGAGAGCGCCACCAGCCCCUCCUGCACCUAGACAUAGACGCCCACGUGCACGGGCACAGACAGGCACGCAGACACGGACACGCGCACUGUAUAUACACAGCGACUGUAUUUGAAGUGCAAGACAGGUAGGCUUACACCCACGCAUAUGCACCCGUGCAGUAAGGCACAGGUUACACACA